Messenger RNA from Coprinopsis cinerea okayama7#130, 528 nucleotides. RefSeq lists its product as hypothetical. The transcript has a single exon. The coding region runs from base 1 to 528 and encodes 175 amino acids. Lineage: Eukaryota; Fungi; Basidiomycota; Agaricomycetes; Agaricales; Psathyrellaceae. The record is from RefSeq and is a predicted model, not a curated record.
AUGCGUUUCUUCGCCACUUUGUCGUUCCUCGCUGCUGCCGCAGCCCUCGUCGUCGCCUCUCCCACUCCCCAAGACGACGCCGUCUCCACCGACUUCGUAAUCACCACCGCCCCACUCCCACCCAACUUCAACAUCGACGACGACGAAGCUCUCAUCAGGCGCAGCACCUCUCUCGAAGAGGACGCCCUCUUCGCCCGCGCAACCUGCGGCGGACCAGGCACAUUCACCACCGCGCAAGCCACCAGCUUCAUCAACGCGUGGCACCCCGACCCUGCCACCUUCCUCCUCCCACAGAACAACGUCGUCAUCAUCAGCAACGGUGACUUCCGCGUCUGCAUCUACGGCAGCUCGACCACGUCUUUGACGGUCAAGAGGUCCACCGUUGGGUGGGCUGCAAAGCAGAUUAGGGAUACGUGCUGUGGUGGUGCUACCACCUGCUGGGGAGGAUUGGAGACCGGCACUGCCGUUGGCUACAGUAGCCCUAAUGUCCCCGUUCGUUUGAGGCCCUCCGCGUUCGCGUGUGUUUGA